This is a messenger RNA of Empidonax traillii (willow flycatcher), 372 nucleotides long. RefSeq names its product ATP synthase membrane subunit e (gene ATP5ME). Bases 43 to 258 code for a protein of 71 amino acids. The transcript is spliced from 4 exons. The record is from RefSeq and is a predicted model, not a curated record. Gene Ontology annotation, molecular function: proton transmembrane transporter activity. Gene Ontology annotation, biological process: proton motive force-driven ATP synthesis. Lineage: Eukaryota; Metazoa; Chordata; Aves; Passeriformes; Tyrannidae.
CUUCCGCCCGCCGCCGUCAUUCCGGCCGCCGCCGCCGCCAGGAUGGUCCCGCCGGUGCAGGUCUCGCCGCUCAUCAAGUUCACCCGCUACUCGGCGCUGCUCGUGGGGAUGAUCUACGGCAAGAAGCGAUACGACUAUCUGAAGCCGAUUGCUGAGGAAGAGAGGAGAAUAGAGGCGGAGGAGAAGAAGAAGCGUGAGGAGCUGGAGCGGAUCGCAAAAGAGAUCGCAGAAGCAAGUGAAGAUUCCAUAUUGAAAUGAAGAAAAGAUCUGAUUUGAAUUUCGCACAUGGAAAUACAUGGCUAGGCUGUGAACUGUCCAAUGGUUUCUGAACUCUGCAUGAUAUUCUAUCAAUAAAGUACUUACUACACUUCA